Messenger RNA from Giardia duodenalis, 2190 nucleotides. RefSeq names its product Ankyrin repeat protein 1. The coding region runs from base 1 to 2190 and encodes 729 amino acids. The record is from RefSeq and is a predicted model, not a curated record. Gene Ontology annotation, molecular function: protein binding. The transcript has a single exon. NCBI's taxonomy places the organism in Eukaryota, Fornicata, Diplomonadida, Hexamitidae.
AUGGAAAUUUUCAACGCACAGAGCUGGUUUCAGGCUGCCCGUGAAGGAGAUGUAACUUUGCUUUCGGAUCACAUCAGCUCAUAUGCUAAUCUGCAAGAUGACGAGGGGAACACGGCUCUGAUGUACGCCGCAAGAGAAGGCAAGAUCCAGGCUGUUGACCUGCUCGCUUCCCUAGAAGCGGGGAAACUUAACAAUGCCGAUGAGUCGGCGAUUAUCCUGGCUAUUGCGCGGGAUUUCUACCCAGUAUGUGCGCGUUUGUUCGAGCUAGAGUCUAAGAUGAUCCUCCCCAACAACAAAACCCUUCUCAUGAUUUCUGCGGAGGCAGGAGCUGUGAAUUGCACACGCUUUUUAGCGCGAUACUAUGAUGCUGAAGCAGACAGCUCUGGGAGGACCGCAUUGGAGUAUGCAGCUGCACGCGGCUCAGCAGAAAUAAUUCAGAUUCUCUUGAAUAGAGACACGCGUCUGGGAACUAGAGAACUUGCGAGAGCCAUUGCGGUGACAAGACACGUAGGUCACACAGAUCUUGCAGAUCUUCUGCAGCUCCACCUUACACAACUGCAGGCCGUUGAAGGCACUUGUCAGAAGUGUGCACGGCUUCAAGCAUACAUCACUGCGCUAGAGGAAGAGAACAGAAGAAUGUCAGCGAGCAAUGCACAAUGUAUGCAAACAAUUGCAAAGAAGGACCACGAAAUAGAACAACUCAAAUCCACAGUCAACAAUUUACUACUGGACACAGACAUGCGAAAAAUCUUUGCUAUAGGGGACGAGGCCCAUGUAACCGAACGACAGGGUGUUCACCGCAAGCGCAGAAAAACACUGAACACAAAAUCUAUGAGGGCAGACCUUUUCAACAUUGCUGACGUUGAGAUAAAUGUUGCGGCAUUUCUAGACUACAUGGCCUACGUGACAAAAUUUUACAGAUUUUCAGAUCUUGCUACUACAGUUAAUUCGCUUAUGGGGAAAUCCCACCGAGAUCACUUACUAGAGAGAAACCCCGAGGAUGCAGUGCCUAAUCUGGAAAGUGAGAUAUCCAAAGAGAUCGUACGCACGCUUGCCAAGAUGCGGGGCUCAGCAUUCAACAUCUGCACUGGCAUGAAAAACCUGGUGUCUCUCAUUGAUAGUCAAGUGCAGCUGCAGGACCUGAUUUCCAGUGACAUACUGGAGCAGUCUCCUCUGAUAGAAGCAGUCAUCUCACAUGACUUGUCUAAGCUAAGAGAGAACCUCCAAUAUGUAGGUCUCCGUGAUUCCAAGGGAAGAACCGCGCUGAUGCACGCCAGUGUUUGCGGGACCCGGGACUCUAUACUUGUGCUUGCUCCGCUGGAGGCAGGACUCCGUGACUUAGAUGGAAAACUCGCCAUAGAUCACUGUCUGGAACACAAUCGCCUGGAUGAGGCCGCGAUUGUCCUUCCAUACGACAUGCCUGAGUACCGAGAACUACCAAUAGCGUCAUCAGAAUUCAACAAGACGCCUCUCAUGUGCGCAGCAGAGGCAGGAAGGCUUCUGGACUGCUUUUGCUACCUGCAGCUAGGGCUAGCACAGCAGCGAGAUUACCGACAGUAUACAGCGUUGAUGUUUGCCGUAGAGGCUGGUCAGGAAAGCACGGUGAGAAUGCUCCUUCGUCAGGAAUCAACUUUACGUGACUGCGAAGGACAAACGGCCCUGUACCACGCUGCCAGUCAUGGGCAUGCUAGCUGCGUCAAAUUGCUAGCCAGUGCAGAGGCCAGGGCCCAACGGCAUGAGACAAAAUGGACUGCGCUGAUGGUGGCUGCUUAUAAUGGUCAUGAGGAGUGUGUUCAGGAACUGCUAAGUUACGAAGCCGGAAUGCGUGAUGUUAAUUCCUGCACUGCCCUUAUGCUGGCAGCGCAGCGGGGUCACUUAAAUAGCGUGAAGGCACUUCUCAGUGUGGAGGCCCGGAAAACAACAACCAGCGCAUACUACCGAGGGGAGGGCUGCACUGCUUUAAUGAUGGCAGCAUUCUACGGACAUAAGGAGUGUGUGAAGGUGCUUCUACCCGCGGAGUACGACUGUGAGAAGCAGUGCAUAGACUCAGAGACAAAAAGUACAGCGCUGGACUACGCCUGUAUCCCGGACAAGGGCGUUUCUCAGGAGACCAAGGAAGAAAUCAUUAACAUCAUAGAAACAUUUCUUCACGCAGGAUCUGAAUUCAGCGGCGCCACUUCCGGAUCUUAG